Molecule: messenger RNA, 1414 nt
Organism: Ziziphus jujuba (common jujube)
Lineage: Eukaryota; Viridiplantae; Streptophyta; Magnoliopsida; Rosales; Rhamnaceae
Product: 11-beta-hydroxysteroid dehydrogenase A-like
Exons: 6
Coding region: 142-1194 (350 amino acids)
Molecular function (GO): oxidoreductase activity
Source: RefSeq, a predicted model, not a curated record
CCACUUUACCUUUGCAUUGAUAUAAACACCAUAUGGCUUAGCCAACUCUGCCAUCUUUCAUCUCUCUUUGAGAUUUUCUUUCUUUUUUUUCCUCUCUUCGACUGAAAAUUUUCUAUACUCAUUCUAAGCUAUUUUUCAACCAUGGUGGAUCUUAUUCACAUGUUCUUGAACGUAGCAGCUCCAACUUUCACCUUCUUUUCCCUCCUGUUUUUCUUGCCACCUUUUCUGUUUUUCAAUUUCUUCCUCUCCAUUGUUAGAUACAUCUUCAGUGAAGAUGUUGCUGGUAAGGUCGUUCUCAUCACUGGGGCUUCUUCAGGUAUUGGUGAGCAUUUGGCAUAUGAGUAUGCUAGAAGAGGAGCUCGUUUAGCUCUUGUUGCUAGGAGGGAAAACCGUUUAAGAGAAGUUGCGGAACAAGCAGAGCAGAUUGGUUCCCCUGAUGUUCUGAUGAUUGGUGCAGAUGUUUCUAAGGUUGAGGAUUGUAAGAGAAUCGUUGAUCAAACUGUGGAUCAUUUUGGGACCUUGGACCAUCUUGUGAAUAAUGCUGGAAUUAGUUCGGUAUGCAUGCUUGAAGAAGUAGAUGAAAUUACUAAUCUUAGACCUGUUAUGGAUACAAACUUCUGGGGUUCAGUUUAUACAACCCGUUUUGCAAUUCCACAUCUUAGAAACAGCAGAGGAAAGAUUGUAGUGCUCUCUUCCUCUUCUGCAUGGUUGCCUAUGCCAAGAACGAGCAUCUACAAUGCAAGCAAAGCAGCUUUGUUAAUGUUCUUUGAUACAUUGAGGGUUGAAUUUGGGUCGGACAUCAAGAUAACAAUUGUGACGCCCGGAUUCAUAGAGUCUGAACUCAAUCAAGGCAAAUAUUUACAAGGAGAAGGCAAAAUGACAGUGGAUCAAGAUAUGAGAGAUGUUCAAGUAAGUGUAAUGCCAGUUGGGAGAGCAAAAGCAUGUGCAAAGGCAAUUGUGAACAGUGCUUGCAGAGGUCAAAGAUACUUGACAGAACCAUCAUGGUUCAAGGUCACCUAUAUAUGGAAAGUUUUGUGCCCUGAUGUGAUUGAGUGGGCUUAUAGACUACUCUACCUCACUAAUCCAGGAACUUCACCAAGUGAAGCACCAAGCAAGAAGAUUUUGGAUUACACUGGAGCCAAAAAUUUGCUAUACCCUUCUUCCAUCCAAACUCCUGGUGUCAAGACUGAUUAGAAAAAACAGAAUUCCAUAGUUUCCAUGUAUAAUAUUUUAUAUGCUUUUUACUGCCGUUUGUUUAGUUGGAAAACUCCACACCAGUGCGACUGUAGCUUGUGUUAAAGAGUUAUGAGUAGGUUCUGUAGCUUUGGUACUGAGUGGAGGUUUGUAUGUUUGCUUGCAAAUGUUGGACAUGAUGUGUUUUAUAUAAAUGUAUGAGAUAAGAAACUUACCCCCA